Mytilinidion resinicola is the source of this 468-nucleotide messenger RNA. RefSeq lists its product as uncharacterized. The record is from RefSeq and is a predicted model, not a curated record. The coding region runs from base 1 to 468 and encodes 155 amino acids. Lineage: Eukaryota; Fungi; Ascomycota; Dothideomycetes; Mytilinidiales; Mytilinidiaceae. The transcript is spliced from 4 exons.
AUGAACUCCACGUCCGAAAAGCGCAAAACGCAGAUUGAUUUCGAUAGACUGAAACUCGAUCCACCUCUCGAGAGUGGCGUCCUAGGGAAAGCUACAAAAGGCCUUACGGGAGGAUACAAUAGUGGUAACCGCGCAAAUACCAAACAAGGUUCUCUGAAGACCAGAAAGAGCAGUCUCUCUGCGGAGGGGAUGACCGAGCGCAGAGAUACACAGUCGGGCACCUUGACACGGAAAGAUUCUUUCUCAAGCCUUGCCUUGGUGAAGAGUUUUAUAGGAUCGAGUGUUGAGGAUAAGCUUCAUGAGGGUUGCUACGUCGUUUUUGAAUACAUGGCGUAUUCUCUCUACUACGUCGCCGGCAAUCCUUGUCUUGAUAAGAUUCGAUUGGCGGCAAUAGUUGGACAACAAGCUAAGAAUGCUGCGAGUUGCACCCAUACGGCAGCGCCGAAUCUCGACAUAUUAGGGCACUAG